AUGGGUAGGAAGCCUAACCAGCUCAUCCUCGAGUUCUUCAAUCGAGGCCCCAAGCUCGAAGAUUCCAGCAACCGCUAUCAGCAUACCUGCAAGUCCUGCGGCGAAAAGUUUCCCAAAGGUCGUAUCGAUAGCCUCACCAACCACCUGAUCAAGAAGUGCCAGGCAAUUGGACUUCGUGAUCGUCAGCGUGUGCUUAUGCGCAUGCAUGAGAUGCCCGACCUUACGGGCGCAGGCACGGCUGCCGACGCAAACAAUCCCAAUGCGCCUGCGGGCAAGAAGGCCGAUGGUUCUUUCGGGACUCGUCCCAAUUUCGACGGUCUCAAUGUGCUCGCAGAGGCGUCUCGCCAGGUGGGUGCCUCGGAUCAUACAAAGCCAAGACCGGCCUUUACUCAGUCGGUGACAUCUGGAGGGAAGACCGUGGUUGUGGAUCCAGCGUUGGAGGCCGAAUUCACCGUGCAGUCAGACGUCAAGGCUGAAGACGACAGUGUACACACCAAUGAAAUGGUCCCCCAGGGCUUCACAUUGGAUGACGAAGGGCUGAAAGUGGGCCAGUGGAAUCAACACGAUCAGCUGGUGUACGACAGCCUUCAGAGACAUGACCCGACCCUGACUGCUGCAACUCAGGAUGCUGCUGCUCAGGAUACCGCAACCCAGGAUGCUGCGGCUUACCCCAGGCCUAUCGCCAUGAAUACUGCCAAUCAGGCCAAAGGGUUUGUCAACGACUUCGGAGAUUCUACCAAGCCUGCGAAGCCCAAAGUUCGUGGCCGCUUCUCUGCCGAGCGGCGUCUGGAGGUGCAGGAAGUCCGCAAGCGUGGUGCUUGUAUCCGUUGCCGAGUGCUGAGAAAGCCAUGUUCCAGCAAAACUCCGUGUGACACAUGUGCUAGUGUCGAGAGCGCCCGUCUCUGGAAGCAUCCAUGCAUCCGAACCCGUUUGGCCGAUGAGUUCCAACUCUACAAUACUAACCUCCAUGCUACUCUUGCCUACCAUGACACCAAUGCCAUCCAAAACCAGAUCAAGUUCGAGCCUUAUGUGGGUCGCAUUGAGGUCACUCAUUCGGAAGAUAGCAUGGUGUUCAUUGCCAUCGCCGGAUUGCAGGGCCAUCGAACAUCCGUCUCAGCGCUCGACCCGCAGCUGCAGAGUCUUGGUGAAGAACAGUUCUCAGCGCCAGCUCAAGAGAUCUAUCUCCUUGACACUGAAUCUGAUGACAUUCCAAGCAAAAUUGAGGCGUACAUCAAAAAGACCGGUCAAUUCCUGGUUGAACGCGAAGCCUCUCCUUUCAUGAAGUUCACGUUACAGUUGGCUCAUGAGCUCAGUCAGACCAAAAAGGAUAGCCUUCUCGAGCGUGUUGUGGAUCUUUGGGUCGCUACGCACAUUCUUGUGGACAAUGACCUCACUUGGAAGACCUACUGCAACCCCACCCUUCCUUCUACUUCGAUGCAUCCACUUUCUCAGGCUUCCGAUGAGGGACGACUUCCCAUCGAAGAGGUCAACGAUCCUGAAUCUUAUGCGCUGCUCUGCAGCCAGCUACGUGCCGCCACAGAGAAGCGUGCCAUGCAGCUGAGCAAGUCUGUCUUGGUUGACCUUGAACGCCGCCUUUUGCAACGUCAAAAGAAAGGCUGGUUCGAGCUUUUUCUUGCGGCCGUCAUUGUUUUGAACUGCGUAGAGCGCAUCACCUGGCUCUUCCGUUCCUGGGACAAUGAAACCUUUGCGCCUCGUUGGCCGUUUGAGCGACGUCCUCCCCACUAUUACCUCCAAUCUGAGCGUUUCACAGGAAUCUUGCACAUGCUCCUGCGCAUGCGCGUCGUGCCUCCCAAGACUGACAUGCAUCCUGACACUGCUGUUCUCAAAGCCGCCGAGGGUAGCGACGAGAAUGCUGUGCGCUGGUUUGACAUGAUUCAAGUCACACCUUAUUAUCUUUCGGAGCGCACUCACGCUGUAUUUGAUCCACAGGAUUCUCGCUCUCUUGAUCUCCAGCACAUUGCCGGCCUACUUCUUCCCCAAACCUAA
Messenger RNA from Penicillium diatomitis, 2007 nucleotides. RefSeq lists its product as uncharacterized. NCBI's taxonomy places the organism in Eukaryota, Fungi, Ascomycota, Eurotiomycetes, Eurotiales, Aspergillaceae. The record is from RefSeq and is a predicted model, not a curated record. The transcript is spliced from 5 exons. The coding region runs from base 1 to 2007 and encodes 668 amino acids.